Molecule: messenger RNA, 1455 nt
Organism: Cuscuta campestris
Lineage: Eukaryota; Viridiplantae; Streptophyta; Magnoliopsida; Solanales; Convolvulaceae
Source: the annotation of a GenBank genome assembly
CAAAGUAUCCAAUCACAAAAAGAGAGGAGGAAAUACAGUUAAUAAAAAGGAAAGAGAGAGAGAGUGGGGAUGCUGCACGCAUCCGCCCCUGCUAAUUCCCAUCGCGAUUCACGGUCGUUCGCCGUUCGAUUUCGACCCCCAAAUCGCCUGACUGCCGCCGUGCCGCGCCACUGCCGCCAGCUCGCCGCCAAUCUUCCGGUCCACAAUUCGUCGCAGCCUCUCACCUCUUGCCACCACGGCACCACCGCUUCUCCUCCAAGCCUCCAAUUAAAAGAGAUUGAUACCCGGAUCGUAUUCUUGAAGUGUUCACCUGAGCCCAAAGCUCAAACAACCAAGAAAGAAGAUCUAAAGGAUUCCACCUUCAUCAUGCUAGGAGCUCCCAAUCACACAGAAAUCAUUGUGAUUCGCCACGGCGAAACCGAAUGGAACAAGGAAGGAAGAAUCCAGGGGCACUUGGAUGUGGAGCUGAAUGAGAUUGGGAGAGAGCAAGCGCGUGCCGUGGCCAAUAGACUUUCAAGGGAGCCAAAGAUCUCCGCCGUGUAUUCCUCAGACUUGAAGCGAGCUCUUGAGACCGCGGAGACAAUAGCCCAAUAUUGUGGAGGUCUUGAGGUCGCGAAAGACCCCGGUUUGCGCGAAAGGCAUUUGGGUGAAAUCCAAGGCCUCCUCUACUCCGAAGUGUCCAAAUCUAAAACCAAUGCCAAGGCGUACCGCGCAAUGGUCUCUCACAGAGACGAUUCAGAAAUCCCUGGCGGUGGGGAAAGUCUAGACCAGCUCCGCCAUCGCUGCGCGUCUUCCCUGAGGAGGAUCGCGAAGAGCCACAGAGGGGAGAGAGUGGUGGUGGUUUCUCAUGGGGGAACUAUUAGGGCACUUUAUAGGCUCGCUUCUUCGACGAAUGGGCACUCGGUUGGUAAGAUCCUAAACACAUCUGUGAGUAUAUUUCACUUCUCUGAUGAUGAUGAUGGUGGUGAGGAAUGGACAAUCAAGUGUUGGGGUGAUGUGAGCCAUCUUGAAGAUGCUGGGUAUUUGAAGUCUGGGUUCGGCGGCGACAAAAACUCUGGGUAGGUCGAUGGAAUGAAGGGUAAAAAUCGAUUUUAACACCAGAGUUUGGCACCACGUGUUUCGGAUACGGACAGACAAUUACCGUCUCGGCAUAGAACCCAGAUAAUAAUUGUUUGUACAUGUCUGUACAUCACGUCGUGUCAAACUUCGAUGGCAAAUUUGUUGUCAAACUUUGGUGUCAAAUUUGGUGGGAUUAUAGCAUGGCCAAAGCAAUAAAUUGGCAUGAAUUUGGAAUUUGGAUUGAGCUGCCAACACAAUUAUAGUAUAUAAAUGUGUUAUCUUUUGAGUGUAUGAAUGAUGGUGCACUUUUCUUUCGUUGUUUGUUUGAACACGAUAUGUCAUAAAGAAUUAUUUUCACAUUUUAUUUUAAAAUUGUGUAUGAGGAGGGUAUAUUUA